Molecule: messenger RNA, 1551 nt
Organism: Annulohypoxylon truncatum
Lineage: Eukaryota; Fungi; Ascomycota; Sordariomycetes; Xylariales; Hypoxylaceae
Product: Septin-domain-containing protein
Exons: 4
Coding region: 1-1551 (516 amino acids)
Biological process (GO): cytoskeleton-dependent cytokinesis
Cellular component (GO): cytosol; cell division site; septin ring
Molecular function (GO): GTPase activity; molecular adaptor activity; GTP binding
Source: RefSeq, a predicted model, not a curated record
AUGGAGAAUUUUAACGUCCCACAAAGGGAGUCAACCACACCUCCAGUCCCCUCUGCGAGGUCGAGCAGCCUAUUGGACCAGGAAAAUCAGCCACCAGUUCGUCAUUACCGGAGCAUGCUGGUUGUCGAUGCUCCGUCUCUUGGGCCUCACAAACCCAUUUCAUAUGAGGAGCUCUACAUAAAUCCAUCGCUCGCCGCCGCAAACGGUUCGAUAGCAUCGCCUGCGCCUACCGAAGGCAAGCCCUCCACACCCAAGCCGUCGUCUCCGCCGAGUUCUGACCUUAAGCCCCUAGCCUCGGCUGCAAUCUCUUCAGGCCCUAUCGUCAAUGACAGCAGGAACAUUGUCCGAAGGAAGCUAACUGGCUACGUCGGUUUUGCUAACUUGCCAAACCAAUGGCAUCGCAAGAGUGUCCGCAAGGGAUUCAACUUCAAUGUCAUGGUAGUUGGUGAAUCUGGCUUGGGUAAAUCUACGCUCGUGAACACUCUGUUCAACACCUCUCUCUACCCGCCCAAGGACCGCAAGGGACCCAGCCUUGACAUAAUACCCAAGACCGUCUCUAUUCAAUCCAUCAGCGCAGACAUCGAGGAAGCUGGUGUUCGUCUACGCCUAACUGUUGUUGACACCCCUGGUUUCGGAGACUUCGUGAACAACGAUGAGUCGUGGAGACCUAUUGUUGACAACAUCGAGCAGCGUUACGAUGCCUACUUGGAUGCCGAGAACAAGGUGAACCGCAUGAACAUUGUUGACAACCGUAUCCAUGCUUGUGUCUUCUUCAUCCAGCCCACUGGCCACUCUCUGAAGCCUUUGGACAUCGAGGUUAUGCGUCGUCUGCAUACCAAGGUGAACUUGAUUCCCGUUAUCGCUAAGUCGGAUACUCUUACCGAUGAAGAGAUCACUGGCUUCAAGUCCAGAAUUCUCGCGGACAUCAAGCACCACGGUAUUCAGAUCUUCGAGGGUCCUCGAUAUGAGUUGGACGACGAGGAGACCAUUGCUGAGAACAACGAGAUCAUGUCCAAGGUACCAUUCGCCGUUGUCGGUGCCAACAGCGAAGUUACCAAUGCCGAUGGACGCAAGGUCCGUGGCCGUCGUUACCCGUGGGGUGUUAUCGAGGUCGACAACGAGGAGCACUGCGACUUCGUCAAGUUGCGCCAGAUGCUCAUCCGAACUCACAUGGAAGAGCUCAAGGAACACACCAACAACAGCCUCUACGAGAACUACCGUACUGAUAAGCUCACCGCAAUGGGUGUUGCUCAGGACCCCAGCGUCUUUAAGGAGGUCAACCCUGCCGUCAAGCAAGAGGAAGAGCGUGCCCUGCACGAGCAGAAGCUUGCUAAGAUGGAGGCUGAGAUGAAGAUGGUGUUCCAGCAGAAGGUGGCGGAGAAGGAGAGUAAGCUGAAGCAGAGCGAAGAAGAGUUAUACGCUCGUCAUAGGGAGAUGAAGGAACAGCUCGAACGCCAACGGAUGGAACUCGAGGAGAAGAAGGCGAGAGUCGAAAGUGGACGGCCGAUAGAGAAGGAGGGCAAGCGAAAGGGUUUCUCUCUGCGCAAUUAA